AGCCACUCAUUUGUAUUGUAUGAGAUGGAGCAAUGGCUUCCAGUUGUUCUGCCUGCAACUUUAUCAGUGGAGGCAAUGUAAAAUCUUUAUACCCCAAUACUAAUUGCAGGGGUGUAAUUAUAACUGUAAUUUAGUGAGUGAUCUUCCAAAGGGAGAAGCCUGGGUAUUGGCUAUCAUGUGUACGAGGCCUCGGGGAAGGUUGUUCUUGAAAAUGAACAUUAAUUGAGCCGGUUAAUAUAAAAGCCCCAUAGCAGCACCGUAUAUUGGUUCUACCACAGUUUUAUGUGCAGAAAAAACCCUGGUUUUACUAUUUUAAUAUUUGAAUGUUAUUUCCCAGAGUUCUGACAGAGAAAGAGAUUCUCCUUUUGGCAAAGCGAGAGCAACAUCCUUUCCUCACUGGAUUGUUUGCCUCGUUCCAAACUGAGCAUCAUGUUUGCUUCGCCAUGGAUUAUGCGGCUGGAGGCGAUUUAGAAAAAUGGACAAAAAACCCGCAAUUCGACUAUGAAGCAUCGAUAUUUUACUCUGCUUCUGUUGUUCUGGGGUUGGAAUUCCUCCAUGAGCACAACAUUGUUCAUAGAGAUUUAAAGCUGGAAAAUGUCCUACUGGAUGAAUCUGGAUAUAUAAAAAUUUCAGACUUCGGCCUUUGCAAAAUGGGAAUGGGUGUCGGAGACCUAACCAAAUCCUUCGUUGGAACACCCUAUUAUGUCGCUCCAGAGAUAUUUAAAAGGGAGCCCUAUGGAAAAGAAGUAGACUGGUGGGCUCUAGGAGUGAUGCUCUUUUACAUGGUAGUUCAUAAGUUCCCUUUUAAUGGAAAAACAGUGCAUGAACUGUCUAGAAUUGUCCAGUAUGAAAGGCCGACCAUUCCAUGUACUCUCCCAUCUGAUUUCUACAUUACAAUAAAAAGACUUUUGGCCAAAUAUCCUGUGAAUCGCUUGGGAUCAAAUGGAGCUGAAGAAGUGAAGAAAAGCCGUUUGUUCUGUAACACAAAUUGGGAUGGCCUCUUGAAUAAAACUGUGAUGCCACCAAUCAUGCCUCCUGUGAAUAGCUCAAGCAAUAACAGCAGCUCUAAGGCAAACCUUGUUAUAACUACUGGCGAGAGUAAUUUGCCUAUCCCAGCCUCUGUCAAUGAAGCGCUCCAGGACUUUGAGUAUUAUGCUGGUUGA
Messenger RNA from Xenopus tropicalis (tropical clawed frog), 1163 nucleotides. Its product is annotated as serine/threonine-protein kinase N1-like. Lineage: Eukaryota; Metazoa; Chordata; Amphibia; Anura; Pipidae. The record is from RefSeq and is a predicted model, not a curated record. The transcript has 7 exons. Bases 324 to 1163 code for a protein of 279 amino acids. Gene Ontology annotation, molecular function: protein serine/threonine kinase activity; kinase activity; ATP binding.